AGCUGGCUAAGGGGAACGUGGGUUGAACGUUGCAUUUGGUGGUGUGGAUCUCACGCUGGAACAGGAGUUCGGGUCGACUCAGUGCCAAGAAGGGGAGUUCCCACGGCAGGAUUCAUUGAAAAAUCCUUAGUGAUAUUGACAUGUUUCAAGUGACAUAAAUUAGCCAAUGACUCGGAAUGAUGGAUUCCCGGAAGAUUGGAAAUGGUUUGCCAGUGAUUGGACCAGGGGCUGAUAUAGGGAUAUCUUCACUCCACAUGGUGGGGUAUUUGGGAAAAAAUUAUGAUUCAGCUGAAGUUCUAUCAGAUGGGUAUUGCCCUGCUUGUAAAGAGAAGGGAAAGUUAAAAGCCUUGAAGAGUUAUCGAAUUAGUUUUCAAGAAUCCAUCUUUUUGUGUGAGGAUUUGCAGUGCAUCUAUCCUUUGUGUUCUAAGUCUCUUAAUAAUUUGAUUUCUCCUGAUUUGGAAGAUUGUCACAUUCCAAAUAAGCCUCAAAAAAGAAAGCUCUUGGAAAACAACUAUAAAGAUUCACCCAUUUUGGUAAAUUCCAAAAAGACUAAAAAUCAUGCUGAUGAUGAUGAGCAAGAAUUGAAUAGCAAACAAAAUGGAGAAGUAUAUGAUAAAACCUCAUCAAAUUUGCCUGACUUACUACACAAUGAUCAACAGAAUUCUAUUGGAACAGCUGAUUUCAUGGGACAGAAUAGGAUUUUGGAAGAUGAUAUUCUUGAUAGGGCUAUUAAAGAAACUCCUAUUACAGUUAAUGUCUCUGGAACUGGAGGGACUUCUCAAAAUGAAGGAUGCAUAUCUGGACAGGAAGUGCCACAGGAAAGCACAUUAUCUUGUCAGACUUUGUGUGUCCAGUGGAAAAAUGCUUAUGCUCUCUGUUGGUUAGACUGUAUCUUGUCUGCAUUGGUGCACUUAGAACAGUUAAAAAGCACUGUAACUGAGCUGUGCACUGAAGAGGAAUCGGUGUUCUGGCAGUUAUUUACAAAGUAUAAUCAAGCCAGUAAACUUCUGCAAACUAAUCAUUUGGAUGGAAGUAAAGAUGGAGAUUGUAAAAAUCUUACUAAAGAUGUACUUGCAAAGAUAGAGGCCUCUCUGAAUGAAGUUAGAAAUGAAGUUUUUACUAGGCUUCAGCCUCAGCUUCGAUGCACACUAGGUGAUAUGGAAAGCCCUGUAUUUGCAUUUCCCCUGCUCUUAAAAAUAGAGCCCAACAUAGAAAAGCUCUUCAUGUAUUCUUUUUCUUGGAACUUUGAAUGUUCUCAGUGUGGACACAAGUAUCAAAACAGGUGUUUGAAGAGUUUGGUCACCUUUACAAAUGUCAUCUCUGAGUGGCACCCUCUCAAUGCUGCCCAUUUUGGUCCAUGUAACAAGUGCAGCAAUAAAUCACAAAUAAGAAAAAUGGUAUUGGAAAAAGUAUCUUCCGUAUUUAUGUUGCAUUUCGUAGAAGGCUUACCACAUAAUGACUUGCAGUGCUAUUCAUUUUGUUUUGAAGACUGCCUUUAUCAGAUAACUUCUGUAAUUCAGUAUCAAGCAAAUAAUCAUUUUAUAACAUGGAUUUUAGAUGCUGAUGGAUGUUGGCUGGAAUGUGAUGACUUAAAAGGUCCAUGUUCAGAAAGGCGUGAAAAAUUUGAAGUUCCUGCUUCAGAGAUACAUAUUGUUAUUUGGGAAAGAAAAAUGCCCCAAAUGACAGAUAAAGCUGCUUCCUACCUUCCACUUAAAAAGACUAAUGAUCGGCAUGCUGUUGGUGGCGAAAGACAAGCGUCUCCAGCAUUGUGUUCCACGCAGGAUGCUCCCUCAGCUGAAAUGUCCUCAGGAACUCACCCCACAAAUACCUCAGUUGCUCCUAAUACUCCUUCACAGGAUGAAACUGUAGCUUAUGGAGAUCAUUUGCUUUCAGCUUCAAAACAUUUGGUUGAUAACAAUGAUAUUUUGCCUUUGACAUUUGACGAACUAAUGGUUAAUGCUGAUGAUCUUCUGUUAGAAAAUAAACCCAUGGAAGAAAAGGCAGUCAAAACAAAUGCUUUGUGUUCACAGGAUUCACCAAUGACUUCUUCACUGUCAGCUCCAUUUAAGGAAACACUUACCCAAUGCCAAUUUGUGGAUUUAACUUUUCCAUCUCAGAUUGUAAAUACAAACAUGGAACCAAUGCAACUGAAUACAGAAGAUACAGUCAUUGCUAAACCUGUGACUAGUAUUCAUGCUGCUGAUCCUAUCCAGUUAAUAAAGCCAGUAGAAAAUGAGGGUACAAUGGCCCUAGGGAAGGACACUUCAUUAAAACAGUUCUUUUCAUCAGAAACUGAGAAAUUAAAACCAGAACAACAUAUAACAUCACAGAUGCCAAAUUUGAAUCAAAAAGAAACUUCAGCAUCUUCUCAGGCCCUAACAAAUGAGUCUUUGCAGAAUCCAUCUCUGAAAACAAAUCAGAAGAAACCAUUUGUGGGAAGUUGGGUUAAAGGCUUAUUAAGCAAGGGCGCUUCUUUUAUGCCUUCUUGUGUUUCAGGUCAUAAUCGAAAUACUAUAACUGAUUUGCAGCCUUCAAUUAAGGGGGCAAGUAAUUUUGGUGGUUUUAAAACCAAAGGUGCAAACCAAAAGGCUAACCGGACGCUCAAGAGAGCCCAUAGGCGUGCAGGUAAACCUUCAGUUCGUAGCUCUCCGCCAAGUCAUUCAUCAGCUAGCACAGCCGCUAACCUAUGUGCUCCCGUUAAUGUUGAUUCAGAAGUUUUGAAGAAAUGUGAAAACACCUCCUAUGGAGUUCGCCUCAACCAGAGUUAUGGAAAUGAAAAUGCUGUUUCUUCAGCAAACCAUGGAGACUCAUUUGAGGGCCAGAUUCAUAAACUUCGUCUAAAACUUCUUAAAAAACUUAAGGCCAAAAAGAAGAAAUUAGCUGCUCUUAUGUCUUCCUCCCAAAAUGAAACACUUCCAAGUGAAAAUUCAGAACAUGUGCCCAAUUGUGAUUCUCCAAAUGAUUGUGAAGCAAUAGAAGACUUAUUAAAAGAACUACAAUAUCAAAUUGAUAUUGCUGAUAAUAAGUCUGGAUAUAGUACAGUUCCAGGUGUUUCCCCAUAUAAUAGUGAAACGCAUGAAGAAAUUUUAGCAGAAUUACUGUCUCCUACAAAUAUUGUUUCAACAGAGCUCUCAGAAAAUGGGGAGAGUGACUUUAGGUAUUUAGAAAUGGGGGAUAACCAGGUCCCAGCAUCAAUUCCUAGUGAAUUAACCAAUACGCCCCCAAAUGCACAUCUGCAACAGGACCAUAACUAUUAUAGCCCCACCAAGAAAAAUCAAUGUGAAGCUCAACCGGAUUCAUUGGAGAGUUCAAUGAAGACUGAUAUUUUGGAUGAUUUUUUUUCUAUGUCAACAUUAAGUUCUUUAGCAAAUGAAACAAUAGAAAUACCUCAUUUUUAUGAAUAUCUUUUUGAGAGUUGAAUGUUUGUUAACUCAGUGUAUUAUUUAUUAUUAUUUGGAGAAGGUUUUACUAUGUAAGUAGUUUCUAAACUGGCCAUUUCAUGAAAAAAAUAUAAGCAACUAAAGGUUUUACCUUUGAUUCUCCCCAUAAAGCAUGUAUAAGUUAAAAUGAUCAAGAAUUUGUUCAUGGUGGUUUUCUUUUGUACAUACAGGCUGGUGAGGAUUUCAAAACCUCAAGUGAAAAGACAGUGUGUACAGUUGGGUACAUUAUACUUCUACAUUUUAAGUUUUGGUUAUGUUGGUUUAGGAAAAACACUAGUUUAUACAAACUAAUGGUUCUUCAGUCUUACAAAAGAGCAUAAACCUUAUGCCGGUAGAAAGCUGUAGCAUGUCAGCUUCCCCUAUACACUCACCUCCUCCUUUUCUCCUUAUAUAGCAGGAAACCUUGUGCUGAAACUUGAAUGUUAAGUGAUCAAUAAAUGAUUAGAUGAACCAUAACAGGAAAAAGUAAUUUUUUAUCUUGAUGUGCAAAAAGAUUGUUAUAAAUAUCUUUAACACAUUUAUUUCUUUAAACAAAGUGGGACAUUAUUCAAGUUUUGUCUUCAUAGAAAAUAACUAAUACUUGUAAUAUUUGCUGUAUGUUUGGUUCUCUUGUAUCUGAACUUUAAUGCAUUCCUCUGGGAAAGAUAAUUUUAAACAAAUAGCAAGGGGCUAGUAAGUUGUAGAGCUGAGAUUGAAUAGAGUGAUUACCACAGCAGUUAGAAGUGCUAAAUUUACCAAAAUUACGUCUUGCCUCUCAAGCUUCAUUCAAAAUUAGGACCCUCAAAUGGUACUGCUGCCGCAGUGACUUAGAAGCAGUAUUUACUAGUCCUAAAUGUCGCUGUUUGAGGGUAAAAUAUUGUGUCAGGGCUCCAUAAUUUGUCAGAUUUACUCCCAAUGCCCCUCCUUUUCUGGUUAUAAAAGUGAUAUGCAUUAAUUGUAAGGAAAAAUGGGAAAUACAGAAAAACAGGAAGGUUUGGCAUCACCCAUUGUGAUACUGUGUGGUAAUGACUGUUAGAAACAUUUUCAUAUUUUUAUAAAUACAAACUAGAACAAAAAAUGAGAUCUGUUGUACCUAUUUGUGUGAUACUUUUAUGUUUAGUGGGUACUUUUCUGUCUUAAAAUUUGGUAAGUAAGAACAGUUGGAUAUUAACUGCGUGUGGAUUACCAUUGAUUCACCAAUCUUUCCUUUUAUGUCACCUUUUUUUUUUAAGAUUUUAUUUAUGCAUACAGAACUAACUGGGGUAUAGGCCAGAGG
Messenger RNA from Condylura cristata (star-nosed mole), 4695 nucleotides. It is a transcript of the gene USPL1, whose product is annotated as ubiquitin specific peptidase like 1. The record is from RefSeq and is a predicted model, not a curated record. NCBI's taxonomy places the organism in Eukaryota, Metazoa, Chordata, Mammalia, Eulipotyphla, Talpidae. Bases 177 to 3419 code for a protein of 1080 amino acids. The transcript has 9 exons. Gene Ontology annotation, molecular function: SUMO binding. Gene Ontology annotation, cellular component: Cajal body. Gene Ontology annotation, biological process: protein desumoylation; Cajal body organization.